Eurypyga helias (sunbittern) is the source of this 1021-nucleotide messenger RNA. RefSeq names its product netrin receptor UNC5D-like. The record is from RefSeq and is a predicted model, not a curated record. The annotation marks the transcript as partial. The transcript has 7 exons. NCBI's taxonomy places the organism in Eukaryota, Metazoa, Chordata, Aves, Eurypygiformes, Eurypygidae.
AUUGCUUUGGUGCUGAGCUGUUCCUUUCCUUCCCUUUCAGGAAAUGAUAACAGCGAAGCCCUUCCAGAGUCGAUCCCAUCUGCUCCUGGAACACUGCCGCAUUUUAUGGAGGAACCAGAUGAUGCCUACAUUAUAAAAAGCAACCCCAUUGUCUUACGCUGUAAAGCUAUGCCAGCUAUGCAGAUUUUCUUCAAGUGCAACGGGGAAUGGGUCCAUCAGAAUGAGCACGUGUCCGAGGAAAGCAUGGAUGAGGCUACAGGACUGAAAGUUCGAGAGGUGUUCAUCAACGUGACCAGGCAGCAGGUGGAAGAUUUUCAUGGGCCAGAAGAUUACUGGUGUCAGUGUGUUGCGUGGAGCCAUCUAGGGACCUCAAAGAGUCGGAAGGCAUCUGUCCGCAUAGCGUAUUUACGGAAAAACUUUGAGCAAGACCCUCAAGGGAAGGAGGUUCCUAUCGAAGGGAUGAUCGUCCUCCACUGCCGGCCGCCCGAGGGAGUCCCUGCAGCCGAGGUGGAAUGGCUAAAGAAUGAGGAGCCCAUAGAUUCCCACCUGGAUGAGAACAUCGACACCAGGGCGGACCACAACCUCAUCAUUCGGCAGGCGCGUCUCUCUGACUCCGGGAACUACACCUGCAUGGCUGCCAACAUCGUUGCCAAGAGAAGGAGCAUGUCUGCCACAGUUGUGGUGUACGUUAACGGGGGCUGGUCGUCAUGGACCGAGUGGUCAAACUGCAACGCCCGCUGCGGCCGGGGCUGGCAGAAGCGGUCGCGGACCUGUACCAACCCUGCCCCGCUCAACGGGGGCGCGUUCUGCGAAGGAAUGUCGGUGCAGAAAAUCACCUGCACUUCUCUCUGCCCUGUGGACGGAAACUGGGAGGUGUGGAGCGAGUGGUCGGUGUGCAGUCCGGAAUGCGAGCAUUUGAGAGUUCGGGAAUGCAUUGCACCGCCUCCGAGAAACGGAGGGAAGUACUGCGAGGGCUUGAGUCAGGAGUCGGAGAAUUGCACCGAAGGGCUCUGCAUUCAAG